Molecule: messenger RNA, 2355 nt
Organism: Procambarus clarkii (red swamp crayfish)
Lineage: Eukaryota; Metazoa; Arthropoda; Malacostraca; Decapoda; Cambaridae
Source: RefSeq, a predicted model, not a curated record
AUGCACAGUGAACAUAAAAAAGAACGCAUAAUGAAAGACAUAAUCCGUAUAGAUGUAAAAAGCACAACUCCUAACCAGAACAUAAACUUAAUCAUAUACUAUAAAACAAAGAAGACAAUCGACUUCCUUGUUAAAAACAGCCUGAAGCCGACGGAGAAUCCUUUGCUGCCGUCAGACGUGAGCUCCACUAUUGGUUGUCCCCCCUUGCUACCCGGCAACCCACUUCUUCUUUCCCUUUCAACACCCAUCUGUCGCAUUCCAAAAGAUUCCCCAUACCCCAGCCACACCAACGCCAGCCACACCAACGCCAGCCACACCAACGCCAGCCACACCAACGCCAGCCACACCAACGCCAGCCACACCAACGGCAGCCUCACCAACGCCAGCCACACCAACGCCAGCCACACCAACGCCAGCCACACCAACGCCAGCCACACCAACGCCAGCCACACCAACGCCAGCCACACCAACGCCAGCCACACCAACGCCAGCCACACCAACGCCAGCCACACCAACGCCAGCCACACCAACGCCAGCCACACCAACGGCAGCCACACCAACGGCAGCCACACCAACGCCAGCCACACCAACGGCAGCCACACCAACGGCAGCCACACCAACGCCAGCCACACCAACGCCAGCCACACCAACGCCAGCCACACCAACGCCAGCCACACUAACGGCAGCCACACCAACGCCAGCCACACCAACGCCAGCCACACCAACGCCAGCCACACCAACGCCAGCCACACCAACGCCAGCCACACCAACGCCAGCCACACCAACGGCAGCCACACCAACGCCAGCCACACCAACGCCAGCCACACCAAUAUACAACUUCCUGUCACGCCAAAUGCCCGGGAAACCAGCAAGGCAGGAGAGACAGACCAGCCUGAAGACACAGGCCAGCCUGAAGAUACAGACCAGCCUGAAGACACAGGCCAGCCUGAAGACACAGGCCAGCCUGAAGAUACAGACCAGCUUGAAGACACAGGCCAGCCUGAAGAGACAGACCAGCCUGAAGACACAGGCCAGCCUGAAGACACAGGCCAGCCUGAAGAUACAGACCAGCCUGAAGACACAGACCAGCCUGAAGAUACAGACCAGCCUGAAGACACAGACCAGCCUGAAGACACAAACCAGCCUGAAGACACAGGCCAGCUUGAAGACACAGGCCAGCUUGAAGACACAGGCCAGCCUGAAGACACAGGCCAGCCUAAAGACACAGGCCAGCUUGAAGACACAGGCCAGCUUGAAGACACAGGCCAGCCUGAAGAUACAGACCAGCCUGAAGAUACUGGCCAGCCUGAAGACACAGACCAGCCUGAAGACACAGACCAGCCUGAAGACACAGGCCAGCCUGAAGACACAGGCCAGCCUGAAGACACAGGCCAGCCUGAAGACACAGGCCAGCCUGAAGACACAGGCCAGCCUGAAGACACAGGCCAGCCUGAAGACACAGGCCAGCUUGAAGACACAGGCCAGCUUGAAGACACAGGCCAGCUUGAAGACACAGGCCAGCUUGAAGACACAGGCCAGCCUGAAGACACAGGCCAGCCUGAAGACACAGGCCAGCCUGAAGACACAGGCCAGCCUGAAGACACAGGCCAGCCUGAAGACACAGGCCAGCCUGAAGACACAGGCCAGCCUGAAGACACAGGCCAGCUUGAAGACACAGGCCAGCCUGAAGAUACAGGCCAGCCUGAAGAUACAGACCAGCCUGAAGAUACUGGUCAGCCUGAAGACACAGGCCAGCCUGAAGACACAGGCCAGCCUGAAGACACAGGCCAGCCUGAAGACACUGGCCAGCCUGAAGACACAGGCCAGCCUGAAGACACAGGCCAGCCUGAAGACACAGGCCAGCCUGAAGACACAGGCCAGCCUGAAGACACAGGCCAGCCUGAAGACACAGGCCAGCCUGAAGACACAGGCCAGCCUGAAGACACAGGCCAGCCUGAAGACACAGGCCAGCCUGAAGACACUGGCCAGCCUGAAGACACUGGCCAGCCUGAAGACACUGGCCAGCCUGAAGACACUGGCCAGCCUGAAGACACUGGCCAGCCUGAAGACACUGGCCAGCCUGAAGACACUGGCCAGCCUGAAGACACAGGCCAGCCUGAAGACACAGGCCAGCCUGAAGACACAGGCCAGCCUGAAGACACAGGCCAGCCUAAAGACACACGCCAGCCUGAAGACACAGACCAGCCUGAAGACACAGGCCAGCCUGAAGACACAGACCAACCUGAAGACACAGACCAGCCUGAAGACACAGGCCAGCCUGAAGAUACAGACCAGCCUGAAGAUACUGGCCAGCCCGAAGAUACAGACCAGCCUGAAGAUACGCUACGAAACUAG